GCGAUUCGUUUCAGAGAAAAUGGGAGAUUUUGCUUAUACUUUAUUGGACACCAUUAGGAAUGUUGGAGAUCGACUUUCACAUUUUUUUCAAAAUCGCGAGACUGUAAAGAAAGGUAUAACAACGCUUCCGAGAAAAACAUAUUUCUGGCAAGAUGCAACUGCAAAAUAUACAAAAACUACGAAAACACUGAAAAGAACUGCCAAGCAAGCUCCGCCACUUAGCGCUUACACGACUAAGACUCUCCAUUAUAAAGUAAGAUCUGAUCCAAUGUCGUCGAUGGAUACUCCUCAACUUAUUACACUGCACGGAAGACGAGCCGAAUCGCACAUUGUUUUAACAGAAGACGGCUACCUUUUGACACUACAUCGCAUAGUAGCAGCCCGUUCAAAAAGAAGUGCAGAUGUGAAGAACAAUACAGUGUUGCUACAUCAUGGAUUGCUCGGUAGUUCCGCGGACUGGGUUUUACUUGGUGCAAAGAAAUCAUUACCUUAUUUACUAUCCAAUCUUGGAUACGACGUAUGGCUCGCAAAUGCAAGAGGUAACGUUUACUCCAGAGGACAUGUGUCGAAAAAUAUUAACAAUUCAGAUUUUUGGAAAUUUUCAUGGCAAGAAAUGGGUCAAUACGAUUUACCAGCAAUCAUUCAUUAUAUCAGAUUGGUAAAGAAUACUAGCGAUCCUAUAAGUUUCGUUGGACACUCGAUGGGCGCUACUGCUUUGCUUGUUUUAUUGUCAACGUCUCCAAUAUUUAAUACAUUUAUCAGAAUAGGAAUAUUGAUAGCGCCUUUAGCCUUCAUGGUAAAUAGCAAAGGGCCUCUCAGAAUGUUUGGUCCCUUUGCGCCUCGGCCACCUCUGCUUCAACAAGUAAUGAGUACGGGUGAAUUUAUGCCUUCAAAAAUAACCCCAGAAUGGUUGUCAUCAAGACACUGCGCGAGACCUCAAGUACUAUGUAGGAAUCCGCUAUUUUAUCUUGCGGGUGAUAUACUUCAAGGACCUUUGUGGGAUGAAAAUCUAUUAACCAGAGUACUUAAUCAUGUACCAGCGGGCACUUCGACUUAUACCAUUUCACAUUACGCACAAUUAACGAGAAACGGCAAAUUUCAUAAAUUUGGUGAUGUCAUAACAGAGUUUCCAUUGAAUAGGAUUAGUCUGCCUAUUGCGUUGAUAAGUUCCAGUGAAGAUUGGUUGGCGCCUUUACCGGACGUAAAAAAAUUGUACUUUGGACUUUCAAAUCCAAUUGAUCACUUUGUUAUACGUAACAACAAUUUCAGCCAUACAGAGUUUGUUUGGGGACCGAAAGCAGAUAUAAUAGUUUUUAGAAAAGUUAUAGAUUAUAUUAAGAAUGGAUUAUCUUUGAGUGUGAUUAAAUUAAAUGAAGUAUAG
Messenger RNA from Papilio machaon (common yellow swallowtail), 1381 nucleotides. Its product is annotated as lipase 3. Gene Ontology annotation, molecular function: hydrolase activity, acting on ester bonds. Lineage: Eukaryota; Metazoa; Arthropoda; Insecta; Lepidoptera; Papilionidae. Gene Ontology annotation, biological process: lipid metabolic process. The transcript has a single exon. Bases 20 to 1381 code for a protein of 453 amino acids. The record is from RefSeq and is a predicted model, not a curated record.